Messenger RNA from Manduca sexta (tobacco hornworm), 4918 nucleotides. Its product is annotated as kinesin-like protein Klp68D. The record is from RefSeq and is a predicted model, not a curated record. NCBI's taxonomy places the organism in Eukaryota, Metazoa, Arthropoda, Insecta, Lepidoptera, Sphingidae. Gene Ontology annotation, molecular function: microtubule binding; ATP binding; microtubule motor activity. Bases 276 to 2432 code for a protein of 718 amino acids. Gene Ontology annotation, biological process: microtubule-based movement. The transcript has 10 exons.
AGUCAGUUGAAAAGAAAUGUCCGUUCGUGGCGGUUGGAUACGAUUUGUCUAAUAUUGACAAUUUGCGAUUUUUAUUUAUUUUGUUACGUUUGUUUAUGUUUAAAUCGUGUGAUACAAUUUUUAAUAAAUACCGGUGUUUAUUGAAGUAUUGUUGAAUAAAUAUUUGUGUGAGUUCAAACGAAACAGGUGAUGCCGACAAGGGCUCCCCGAAUGGAUCGAUAUCGGUGACUUUGAGUUCGGAGGAGGAAUAAACGUCGAGCUGGGGGUGUCGGAACAUGGAGAAGUCGGCUCGGCCGCGGACCGCGCUCAAUGAGUGCGUCAAGGUGGUGGUGCGCUGCAGACCGCUCUCCCAGAAGGAGAAGAACGAGGGUUACGAUGAGGUUAAGAAAGCUCGCCCUGAACAGAAAUGGUACGAGCGCCUUUCGUCGAAAAACCCUGUGGACAAUAAGAAGUUCGAGGGACCCCUACAGGUGGUGAAGGUGUGGCCGGAGCGCGGCGCGGUGCAGGUGUACAACCCCAAGGGGCAGGACAAGCUGUUCACGUACGACGCCGCAUACGACUGCACCGCCGACACACAGACCAUAUACGAUGAAAUGGUCCGGCCGCUGGUGGCGUCCGUGCUGGACGGGUUCAACGGAUGCGUGUUCGCGUACGGACAGACGGGCACGGGCAAGACGCACACGAUGGAGGGCACCGCCGACCACGAGGGCAUCAUCCCGCGCGCCUUCCGCCACAUCUGGGCACACAUCGAGAACGGCGCCUCGCCUGACGUCACGCAUCUUGUCUCCUGUUCUUACGUCGAACUGUAUCUGGAAGACGUCAGAGAUCUGCUCUCCAAGGAGUGCAAGAAGCUCACUAUUAGAGGACAGGAGCUGAAUGGUUUCUACAUCCCGGAGAUGACGUCGGUGGUGUGCAAGUCCGCGGCGGAGAUGGUGCGCGUGAUGCGCGCGGGCAACAAGAACCGCGCGGCGGGCCGCACCGACAUGAACGAGCACUCGUCGCGCUCGCACGCCGUGUUCCUCGUCACCGUCGAGACUGCACACCGACCUACCAAUCGCAUACGCGUGGGCAAGCUGAACUUGGUCGACCUGGCGGGCAGCGAGCGGCAGGCGAAGACGAACGCGUCGGCGGAGCGGCUGCGGGAGGCGUCGCGCAUCAACCAGGCGCUGUCCAGCCUCGGGAACGUCAUCUCCGCGCUCGCAGAGAACAGUCCGCACGUGCCGUACAGGGACUCGAAGCUGACGCGCAUCCUGCAGGACUCGCUGGGCGGCAACAGUAAGACGAUAAUGAUCGCGAACAUCGGCCCCGCCUCCUACAACUACGACGAAACCAUCACCACGCUGCGGUACGCGCACAGGGCUAAGGCGAUAAAGAACAAGCCGGUGCGCAACGAGGACCCGAAGGACGCGAAGCUGCGCGAGUACCAAGCCGAGAUCGAGCGCCUGCGGGCCCUCAUCGAGCAACGCAAGACCGCCUCACUCGACAAGAAGCCCAAGAAGCCGCCCAAGGUGAAGCCGCAGGCGCAGGAUAAUGUACUCGUUGAAGAAGACACAGUUAGUAUAGAGAAUGAGAACAUACUGGCGGAGUCGACGAUAGAACAAGAGAAGAACAAGACUGAGGAGUUGGAGCAACAGAUCAAGGCGUUAGAGGAGCGGCUGGUGCAGGGAGGCGGCGGCGGCGGCAAGGAACUCAUCAACAACCUGAACGAGAGCCAGGUCAUCCUAGAGCAGCGCCAUAUGGAGAUCGCCGAGCGCAAGAAGCGCGAAGUGGAGAUGCAGCAGCGCAUCGAACUCGAGGAGGAGACCACCGCCAGCGUCACCAACACCUUCACCACGCUGCAGCAGGAGGUGGACCACAAGACGCAGCGGCUCAAGAAGUGCGUCUCCAAGUACCUGUGGCUGCGCGAGGAGAUGGUGGAGCAGCGCGAGGCUCACGACGCGGAGAGGAGGGAGAGGGAGGCGCUGCAGGCCGCGCUCAUCGCCGCGCUGCGCCGCCGCCUGCUGCUCGCCGACAGCCUCGUGCCCGACGCCGGCCGCCCCGCCGUGCUGCGCGCGCGCUACAGCGACGACAGCGACUCCUGGGAGCUGCGCCCCACGCACGCCGCGCCGCUCGCCACCCGCCCCCUCGCCGGCGGCUGUCGGCGCCGCCCCGCCUGCCUCGCCGCGCUGCAGCAGCGCCUGCCGCGCCAGCGCGCCGAGGACCUGCUCGACCUGGCGCCGCUGCCGCUGCCGCCCACCACGCGCACCUACACGCCGCCGCCGCCGCGACACGCGCCGCCCGCGCCCGCGCCGCCCGCGCAUGCGCAGGUGCCGAAAAGCGUACCCUCGGCCCUGAAGAAGGAGCACGUGGUGGAGUCGGUGGGACGCAAGUCUGCGCGCGCAGCCCCGCGCCCCACCACGGCGCACCGGCUCGGCACCGCCGGCGUGCGGUAGGCCGCCGCCACAGCGCUGCCGCGGACCGCCACUCGUGGCCACCGAGCCCCAGCUCGAGCUCCUGGUCAUUCCAAUCGUCGAUCGAUCACCAUACAAUUCCACUUCAACUGAUAUAUUGUUCCCCAACCGUAAAGUACGGUGUUCUAAAGUUGCCCGAUUUAAAGUUUGUCACAAACGAAGACAAUUACUAUUGUUUUGGUACGAGCAGCGUAAAAAGUGUAAAAUGACUAACUUCGAACCGGCCAACUUAAUAACAAUAUUGUACAAUUGAUUUAAAAUUGUAUGUACAAGUGACGUCACAACUCGGCUGGUCACAUGUUAAUAGUUUUAUAAUAUAGUCACUGUGUGGCAUUUGCCGCUACGCAAGUAUGUACGUUAUGCCUAGUGGAUAAGGUUUUAUUCACAUUGACCGGCGCCCCAGACUGAUGUUAGGUGCAUUUGCGCAACUUCGAAUAUGGAACAAUGUGAAAUUGGAUGCGCUUCGAAAUCAACUUUAUGUCUUCCGCAUACGGUUGAUUUAUAAGACAAAUGGGCGCGCUAAAAAAUUAUUCCAUUUUCGAAAUUUCUUGAAUGCAUUAUAGAUUUGAAUCGUUGGGUUAUAAAAAGAUAGCGCCAUCAUCGACGCAUCUCCUUAAACUCUGAAAUGUGAACGCGAUGUAGACACCGAAACGUCCCGAACCUGCCCGAAGUAUAAAAAAUAAUGUAAUGUAAUUCUUAGUGGUUACUCGUAUUAUGAUAUUUUUGUACAAUUUCGAAUGAUUUCAGUGGAUGCUUGUAAUGCUUUAGUUAAGGUUUGGUUAUUCAACUGUGAACCGAUCUGGCCGCGACGGACCGUUCGUUAUCAGGACGUCCCAACACGUCAGUUGAACCGCAGAAUCGAUGACGUAUAAUCACGUUCAAAUAUUUAUGCACCGAUUUUUGUUCCUGAUAGUGCACGUUCGUCUCCGGCCGGUCGUUGCACGGCUGCGGCCUAAUCUGACGCGACUACGAGCGACGAGGACGUUUUGUGAUUGGUCGAAAAGCGAUAACCGACGGCGCGCGCAUGUGCGUACAAUAGUACGCACUGUAUAUACACUGUUCUGUGGGUUAUUGCUUUUGUGUGAAAACAUUGCUAUAAACAUUAUUUGCUAUAAUAUAUUAUUAUUAAUGUUAUGUAAUAUAAUAUCACCUUCAUGUACGGUAGGUUACACGUCCAGGGCUGCGGCUCCCGUGACCUACACAACAAUAUGUUAAAUAGUGAUGGACGGAGCUGCAGUAUUGACACAGGUUGCACAACACACGAUAUUUUAAUGAUCGAUGUUAACCUGUUUCUGAAAGCAUGAUUAUUUUAAUAAAUUCGCACAUACGCGGUUUUGGUAUAAUAUAUAAUGCAGGAAGUCUAAAUGCCAUAAUACAAAAUCUCUAAUUGUCGAUGCUAAAAUGUCUUGUGUGUUGCGACCAUGAACAGGAGUGUCAUUAGCAAGCACUGCGCCAUGCGUAGAGUCACAAACGGCGUUACGUUGAUCUCACACGUCUUACCCUAGUAUUUGUACGGCAAAGACGCUUUGUAUAAUUUAUUUUAGUUAAUCGCGUAGACACUAGUGUACCCUGCGAUACGCCGCGAGCGACGCGACACGACGCGAAACACUCCGAGCUAGGUUUUUAUCCGAAUUUCGGUUUUAGUCAAUUUUAGGUUGUCAUUUGUUUUGUAUGCGAUUUUAUUUUACCGUUGUUGUUUUUGUGAAAUUUUAUUUUGUGCUUCGAUAUCUGAGUUCGUAUUGGAGCAAGUGAUAUUAGGUAGUGUAAUGUAUUCGUGUAUUAAAUUAUAUGGUUAAAUAAUGAUUUUCUAAUGAAUUCGUAGUAUGUAUAUUGUAUGUAGCGUAGUACGUACGCAACGAGAUGAGCCGCGACCGCGUCGCAACACGAUCCUGACGUUUUGUUCAAACGCGUUACCAAAGAUGGAAACGGUCCAUUCCACGAGAUGAAGUCCAUUGCUUUCGAUAUUACCAUUGAUCAUGUUCCUUUACAUGUUAAAUUUCGAUUUAUUAUAAUAUUAUUAUGUAUUUCCAGACACGGUUUCUAGUCAAUGAUUCUUGUAUACAAAUAUUGUAAAUAUUAUUUUUUAGGUAUCGGAAAUUAUAUGAUAUAGAGUAGAUAGGGCGCUAAUGUUCGCACAACACAAUGUACCGCGAGUCCGGAGCCGGAGCGUGCGCACGCGCAGCACUCGCGGGACCCGCUGCCGGCGCGCCGCGGCUCGUGUGACGUCACUCGACACUAGACACGAGCCGCGGCGUCGGCCACACAUUCACGAUUAAUUGCAGAGAGAUGAAGUUGUCAAGCAGUUCGUGCUACCAUUUGUAACCGUUUCUGUGUACGUUCAGUAUUUUAUUAAUUGGCUUUACAAUUGUUUGGGAAAAGAAGAAUCAUGUGAUAUGUUAUUUGGAAACCGCUAGUCAGCUGUGCCGCAUACACGCUUAUACUCACUAAUAAAGUAUUUGAAAUUUUUA